CGUCCUGGGGCGAAGGAGUGAUUUCAAAACCUUUAGUUUUAGGACCUGACUGUGUUUAUUCCACCAGGGACCUCCCUGUCUACCUAGGGACAUGCUAACUCUCCUGUAUCAGAGGGACCUUGCCAACUACAAGCUAAAACUGGUCUAGCUGUUUUCUUCCCAGAGAUUCGGCUCAGCUGCUGUCCGGGGCCGAUGGGGGAGAGAACGUUUCCCGGACGCAGUGGAAUGAGCCUGCAGACCCUCCACCCCUCACCCCGGCCUCCCAGGGACUCAGGAUCCCAGCACCGAGCCUCUGUUGGCGCCUCCCGGAGGCACUCACCCCAGCCGCGCAGGGCCCACUGCUUAGGGGUACGCACUUCAGACGGGGCUCCGGAACGCUGCUUCAGCGGGAAUGUUUCCUCCAAAAGGCAGGGCACUUUUGGGCGAAGCACGCAGGAACCGGAAGUCAGUGGAGGAAGCGUGGACUGUGGGAACGUACUAAUUUGACAUGGAAGAUGAACGCCCUCAGUGUCCUCUUGGCGAGAGGGAGGUGGAAAUGGUUUCCAGUUCCACUAGGGUCAUCCUUGUUCCAGGCCCUACAUAAUUCCUGCUGUCGGAAAAAAUCCACUACACCUAAGAAAACUCUUCCCAAUGUUGCUUUUUGUGAUGAAAGUACAAAGGAGUCUGGAAAUGCAGUUGACAAGCUCUUCUCUUCAGAACAGCAGGCUUCUAUCUUGCAUGUGUUGAAUACAGCAUCUAAUAAAGAACUUGAAGCUUUCAAAUUGCUUCGUGGACGAAAGUCCAUCAACAUUGUAGAGCACAGAGAGAAGUUUGGGCCAUUUCAGAAUUUGGAGAGCUUAAUGAACGUUCCCUUGUUCCAAUAUAAAACUACCAUUCAAGUUUGUAACUCCAUUCUUUGUCCAGAGACUGCAGGGAAAAAAAGAAAGUCACAGGAAAACCGGCUCUUGAAGAAGCUCAUCAAACCAGAAGUAAGAAGAGAGAGACUGAAGGCAGUCAACAGUAUCCUAUCCAUUGUUUUCGGUACUCGAAGGAUUGCCUGGGCGCACCUUGAUCGUAACUUGGCAGUGCUGGACUGGCAGCAGAAUGAAUGUUGCCAGUUGAUGAAAGGAACGUACCUCUCAUCUGUCUAUUUGGAAGAGAUUUCUUCAGUCAUUUCAAAGAUGCCUAAAGCCGACUUCUACAUUCUGGAAAAAACAGGACUUUCAAUUCAGAACUCAUCUCUGUUUCCUAUCCUGUUACAUCUGCAUAUCAUGGAAGCCAUGCUGUAUGCUUUGUUAAAUAAAACUUUUGCCCAGGAUGGCCAGCAUCAGGUGCUGAGCAUGAACCGAAAUGCCGUGGGCAAGCACUUCGAAUUGAUGGUUGGGGACAGCCGGACUAGUGGGAAAGAACUAGUGAAGCAGUUCCUGUCCGAGUCUGUGCUGAAGGAAGCGCCUCGGGUAUUCUUCCCAUCAGAUAAGAUAGUCCACUACAGACAGAUAUUUGCAUCUACUGAAAAACACAGAAUAGAAGAGUUAUAUGAUUCUCUAUUACAAGCUAUUGCUUUCUAUGAAUUAGCAGUGUUUGACACUGAACCUUAAAAUUCUGAUAAUAUGUAAUCUGCUGUUAUAUUAAAUUAUUUUUAUUAGCUUUAAAGUUGUAAAAACCAACUGUUUUGAACAUCCAUGUUAAUGGAGAAGAAAACAUAUUUGAGCAUAUUUACCGUGUUUCCCCGAAAAUAAGACCUAGCCGGACCAUCAGCUC
Molecule: messenger RNA, 1740 nt
Organism: Rhinolophus ferrumequinum (greater horseshoe bat)
Lineage: Eukaryota; Metazoa; Chordata; Mammalia; Chiroptera; Rhinolophidae
Gene: TEFM
Product: transcription elongation factor, mitochondrial
Exons: 4
Coding region: 495-1577 (360 amino acids)
Biological process (GO): transcription elongation by mitochondrial RNA polymerase; mitochondrial transcription
Cellular component (GO): mitochondrial nucleoid
Molecular function (GO): DNA polymerase processivity factor activity; nucleic acid binding
Source: RefSeq, a predicted model, not a curated record